AUGCCCAGCCAACCGCCCCUCCCCCACCUCCUCACGCCCUAUAUAUCGACCCCGCCACGAGAGUCCCUCACAGCCGUGUCCUCAGUUGUAGGCGCCACUGGGAACUGGCUUAUAUUGCGAUUCUUAUAUGCGGCCUUGACAGAUGCUGGGCUUCGGGGCGUUGAGGGCGAGAGGAAGAGAAAAGUCGUGCUCGGUCUGGAUUUAGCACGUCUGACUGAGAGACGAGAAUUUGCCUUCGUCGACGGACUCUCCGAGCUCUUCUGCGGCCCGACUGCGUCCGCACCGUCGCGUGCACCAUCCCAACACCUCGCGUCCGGCCCAACGCCUCGAACAACCCUUCCUACCAGACCGCAUCCUGGAAUCACAUCACUGCGCCAACCACCUCCCCCGUCCGCUGGCUCCGAUGGCCCGCCACAAAUAACAAAAGAUGCCGGCCAGGUGAAGCGACUACGCCUCUCAGGAAAUGGGGCCGCAGCGUUGGACGCUCUGGAAAGGGACAUUACGGCGGUGAUAAAACAGCUCAAGGCGUCAGGCCUGGGAGAAGAUGAAGAAUCUGAAGUUUCUCUGAUUGUCGACCAACCGGACCUUCUACUCGCCGCUACGGGGCCGAGUAAGGGCAUUGGUGCUACGGAAAUGGCGGAGUGGAUAAUAGGGCUACAGCAGGCUGCCACUGCAACAGUCGCGACAAUAUCCGCGGACUCGCCGCUGAUACACAAUGCAUCUGCAUCCGCUCACCACAUCGCGACUCCGCUAGAGACGGAACAUGCCGCAUUUGCUAUUGGAUUGGCCCACCGGGCAGAGAUGGUCAUGCAGCUUAGAAACUUGGAGACGGGCGCCGCAAGGGAUGUCAGUGGCGUACUCAGGGUCAGUAAAGGAGGCGCUUGGGGACAGAGGGACAGCGCCGGCCAAGAAACCUGGGAAGAGAAGGAGGUGCUGUACUUUGUCCAGAGAGAUGGAAGCGUUAGUGUUUUCGGGCGCGGGGAGUAG
Messenger RNA from Aspergillus mulundensis, 987 nucleotides. RefSeq lists its product as uncharacterized. Gene Ontology annotation, cellular component: elongator holoenzyme complex. Bases 1 to 987 code for a protein of 328 amino acids. Gene Ontology annotation, biological process: tRNA wobble uridine modification. The record is from RefSeq and is a predicted model, not a curated record. NCBI's taxonomy places the organism in Eukaryota, Fungi, Ascomycota, Eurotiomycetes, Eurotiales, Aspergillaceae. The transcript has 3 exons.